UAAUGGGCGGUAGUUUUGAAAAAGAGAAUGAGCUUUUCUUAGUUGUGAUAAUGUCGACGUUGAGUGCCUUCGGCAAACUCCCAACACUUCAUUCUGCGACCAUUUUGUUGGUGGGAACAAAUGAUGUUUUUCAGCAGCAACUAGCAGAAACUAUACUUAAAGAAAAACAAGAUUUGAAAAUAAAUAUCCAUUUGACAGCCUCUCUUCCUUUACCUGUGGAGAGAAACCACAUCCGACCAAGGAUUGAUUUGAUUGUCUUUAUGAUUAAUGUUCAAAGCAAAUACAGUUUUGAAGAUAUAGAAGCUUCCCUUACACAUGUAGAUGCAAACUUUUUCCUUGGAAAAGUGUGCCUUCUGGUUACUGGUGUAGGUAGAAUGAAUAAAAUCAGUGUGGAAAUGGAUGCUGUCUGGAAGCUAGCAGAUCGUUACUGUAGCCCUGUCUUGUUCUGUGAGCUUGAAUGUGAAAAAGUCAGAACUGUCACAGCUCAGAGACUUCUCCGGAUGUUACAAAUAUGCGCUGGUCAUGUAUCAGGGAUGUCUUCCCUUUCUUUCAGUUCUUUAAUGAAAUGCUCCAUUGAAGACUCAAGUUAUUUGGCAUAAACCAUCAUUGUAUUUUCCAGUACUAUUAUCUAUGAUUUCUGAGUGGACUGAACAUAAAUAUCACUGUCAGAAAUAAAUCUUACCUACUAUUUUUUCAUAUGGGAUAGACUUUCCAAAUAGACUUCAGAUGUCUUAAAGGAGCCAAAUUAGCCUGGACUUGUCAGGAAUUAUGAUACCUCCUCCUCAAAGCCUAAUUCUCAAGUAUACAGCAGUCAAUCAAAAUAGUUGGCAUAUAAACACAGGUAUAAUACAUGAAAACUGUGGUGUUUCCAGAGUGAAUUUCUAGAACAAGUUUCUUAAUGCCAUUUGCAUACAGAUAAAUAUCUCCAGUGUCUUCAGGAUCUUCAUGAAGAAAACUGUUUCUCACAGAUCUGUAUAUCAAGCAAAAUGGAAGCCCUGCAAGUUGCAGCACAUAGAACAUGUAUUAUUCUGAGAAGAACCUCAGUGACAGGCUGGGCAAAA
Messenger RNA from Thamnophis elegans (Western terrestrial garter snake), 1061 nucleotides. RefSeq names its product centromere protein M (gene CENPM). NCBI's taxonomy places the organism in Eukaryota, Metazoa, Chordata, Lepidosauria, Squamata, Natricidae. The transcript has 6 exons. Bases 3 to 599 code for a protein of 198 amino acids. The record is from RefSeq and is a predicted model, not a curated record.